CAUCCUGCAAGGGGUCAGCCACAGCCCAGAACAGCAUCGACAGCACUUCUGCUCGCGGACACUUGGCGAGUGCGGCCACGCAUUCGCAUUUGCCCAGCAGCUCCGUGACACCUGCCGAAGGUGGAUGCUGGCUGAAGAAUGCGACGCAGAGGGAGUGCUCGAUCUGGUGGUACUGGAGCAGUUCAUCACCCGGCUACCGGAAGGAAUGGCAUAGUUGGUCCAGUGCCACUGUCCGGCUUCGCUGGAUGAGGUGGUCCAGUUGGCUGAGGACUAUAUGGCGGCGUAUUUGCGGGCCGGCAAGCCCCAUUCUAAUCUCUCUCUCUCUCUCUCUCCCUCUCUCCUCCCUCCCCCUCUCCUUCCCCUUGUCCUGUUCCUAUUCCCAGAAAAUGGGGAAUUCUGACCCCAAAACCGGUUCCCCAGUCCCGUGGGCCAUUCAACCAGCCGGUCUUCCAUAACCCUCUCCGCUCUUCCCCACAGGCUGGUGAAUCUGCUGCCGCGGGUGUGGGCAUGAAGUCUGGGCUGGUCUGCUGGAACUGCGGAGAACCUGGGCAUUUCAAGGACCGAUGCCCCGCGAUGGAGGUGGAGACAUUGAUCCAGAUCCCCAAUGCGCCACAGGCCACCCCCAAUUGGGCAGGAGUGUACCGGAUACCUGUGUGUUGAGGAACAUCAGUUCUUUGGAGUGAGUGGUGAGGGUGACUCUUCUUGAGGGUGGCCACCCCCACCCCUACUGCCCAGAUGGCUUGUGUCCACGAGCAACAUGCCCCUUCCCCCUCUCUCUCAGGGUUUAGCACCCCACUCUCUGAGCCCCCUUUCUGUCGCCCAGAUGCUGAGGUGCCCGCAAGCACGCCGGACACCGAACUCACCCCGACCCAGUGCGUUCUCCGUAAUGUACUCUCCAUUGACCCUGUGGGGGGCGGGAGUGGCACUCACACCCACAGCAACAGCCCCACUCUCAGCGACGAGCCCGCCAACUUCUCUAACAGCGUGCUAAAGUUGCAGGAGGGCGGAGCAGAGGGCGGAGCUGUGCGCAACCAAUCCGACAGCUUCAGACUUCAGGCAGGUGGAGGGGGCUUUCUGGAAGGUUUGUUUGGUUGCUUGAAGCCUGUGUGGACGAUGAUUGGAAAAGCAUACUCGACAGAACACAAACAGAGCCAGGAGGAAUCAUGGGAGGUGCCAUUUGAGGAGAUCUCGGAGCUGCAGUGGGUGGGCAGUGGGGCACAAGGAGCGGUAUUCUUGGGCAAGUUCCAUGGUGAGGAAGUGGCAGUGAAGAAAGUGAGAGACAUCAAAGAGACGGAGAUCAAACAUCUACGCAAGCUCAAGCACCCCAACAUCAUUACCUUCAAGGGUGUGUGCACACAGGCUCCAUGUUAUUGCAUCAUCAUGGAGUACUGUGCACAGGGGCAGCUGUAUGAGGUCCUGAGAGCGGGCAGGAAGAUCAUGCCAUCUCUGCUAGUGGACUGGGCCAUGGGCAUCGCAGGGGGCAUGAACUACCUCCACCUGCACAAGAUCAUACACAGAGAUCUCAAAUCACCCAAUAUGCUGAUUACACAUGAUGACCUGGUGAAGAUCUCAGACUUCGGUACUUCUAAGGAACUCAGAGAUAAGAGCACUAAGAUGUCGUUUGCUGGCACGGUGGCCUGGAUGGCUCCUGAGGUUAUACGAAACGAACCCGUGUCUGAGAAAGUGGAUAUCUGGUCGUUUGGUGUGGUCCUAUGGGAGAUGCUGACUGGUGAGAUCCCGUAUAAAGAUGUCGACUCGUCCGCCAUCAUAUGGGGUGUCGGAAACAACAGCCUGCAACUUCCUCUUCCUGACAGCUGCCCAGACGGCUUCAAGAUCCUGCUCAGACAGUGCUGGAACUGUAAACCCAGGAACAGACCAUCAUUCAGACAGAUUCUUCUGCAUCUGGACAUCGCAUCUGCAGAUGUACUGUCAACACCUCAGGAGACGUAUUUCAAAUCACAGGCAGAGUGGCGUGAGGAGGUGAAGCAGCACUUUGAGAAGAUAAAGUCUGAGGGCACGUGUCUUCACCGUCUGGAUGAAGAGCUGAUUAACCGCCGGCGAGAGGAACUCAGGCAUGCUCUGGACAUCAGAGAACACUAUGAGAGGAAGCUGGAGAGAGCCAAUAAUCUAUACAUGGAGCUCAAUGCAGUCAUGCUACAGCUGGAGCUCAAAGAGAAAGAGCUGCUCAGGAGGGAGCAGUGUCUGGACAAGAAAUAUCCGGGUCUCUUCAAACAUCACCCCUCAACAACAGUGGACAAACUCAUAAAAAAAAGAAGCGUCCCUCAGAAACUGCCCCCUCACGGCAAGAGGCCUGACAUCCUGAGGUCAGAGAUCAUUCUGCCUAAGAUGGACACUGGUGUGCUGCAGGUGACUGUCCCACCGUGUGUGAACCGAGGCCCCACUUCACCGAGUCGCGCCCGCAGGGUUAAAACUCGCCACCGGAGGAGCGGACGAGGAAGCAGCGGGGAUCUGUCUGGACCUAAACACCCAUCAGCCCCUGUCAGCAGAGAGAGAGAGCCCACCCUGUCAAACACGACAACGCCUGCUCCGGCCCUCGCAGAAACAAUAACCGGGGGUGCGAUGAGGGAGGCCCAGCUGGAGCCGCCCCCACUCAAACUCUCCUCCUCCAGCCCAGAUCUGUUGUGCUCCGCCCGGCGGGUGGAAGAUGGAGGCAGCACCGGUACAACCGAAGCCCUGGGCGGAGAGAACAGUGGCGGGGCUGGAGCGGGGGCAGGGGCGGGGCUGGAUGAGACACCGCCCAGAAGUGACACGGCGAGUGAAGACGCGGCAUCACUGCCAUUCUCCAGCAGCCCGGACUCACCUUGCUGUGCUAGAGGUGGGCCUGUGGGCCGAGCUCAUGUGGAGGAGCGGGAAGAGGGCACCGGGGCGGUCCGGCUACCCAGGGGAUCCAGUGGAAGUCACCUGACUCCAUCAGCCAUACUCUAUCGCGCUGCUAUCACACGCAAACAGCGACGUGGCGUUUCUUCAGAGGAAGAGGAGGGUGAGGUGGACAGCGAGGUGGAGUUACCAAGAAGACGACGGCCGACCAGUAUAACAAAGUGCCAAUCAGUAUCCACGUUCAGUUCGGAGAACCUGUCCGUUUCAGAGGGAGAGGAGGGGCAUACGACAGAUCACUCCCACAGUGGCACACCAGAUGUGGUCAGUACCAACACAGACGAGCGAUUGGAUGAUCGCAGCGAUGACCUCAUUUCUCAAGGCUCUGAGAUUCCUGCUGAUAUCACAGACCCCACUCUGUCUGAAAGAGAGGCUGCAGCCCUUGAAGCUGAGAGAGCAAACUUUGACCUUGAACAAAAUAUCUUGGAGACUCGUGCGCUGUGUGAGGAUUCAGACUGUGACAGUGCUGAACUCGACCAAUCAGGGAGCGGAGAGCCAAGCCGUCCCCCAAGUGCUGGAGGCUGGGGCCAGGGCCCUCAAAAUUGAAACACACACACACACACACACACACCCAUAUGCAACACAUUCAAAUAAACUUGUGCAGUGGAGCACACACAUGCACACAAAAUAUUGGUGCAAAAUAAGUGAUUCAAAAAGCAAAACGAUUUGCCACUUUAAGAACAAAUACUCUUGACACUGGUCAAAACAAUGUUGGGAUUGUAAACUGCCUCAUGACCAGGACAUAAAGCCACGGAAAAUAUAAUAAAGGAAGUCGUACAGCAAGAUAAAAAAAAAUAAUAAAAAAAAAAAGUGGAUAGCAGGAACUAUGUAAAAAGAUCAAUCCACUAACAAAAUUCAGGGCAUUCCUGAUAAGCAGCAAUGGUGAUGAACAAUAUUAUUGUUAGGUUUUUUUCACCUGUAGAGCAAAUAGACUUCCUGGUUCCUUGAAAGGGCCGGAUCAUCUCCAUUAAUGUGCACAAGGCUUGUGGUUAGAAGUUAGAUUCAGAAUAAAGCAUGUAAAUCUAGUCUCUGAAGACACAUUUAAUCUGUCACUGGAAUAUAGAGUGCUGGAUGAAACUCAAAAAGAAAGUAUUGAUUUUUUUGUAUUCACCAAAAAUGUACCCCAAUAAUCUGUUCAGACAUGACAUGUCAUGGAGUGUGUGGCAUUCGAUUUGAGCUGACUUCACAUGUACAGAUGCUUCUUUCCAAAGCACUUACAAGGUGCAUUUACAAAUGUGAUUCUAUUAUGACUAUUAAGACCGGAAUUUAUGUAAAUAUUUAUUUAGUAAGAUAAAUCUAAGAAUUAAAAAAAAAUAUUGAUUAAAGGAAUUUAACAAAAAUACCAAAAUAAAAACUCUCACAUUUAUUCUAUCCUCCUGUGCUUGUGCCACCCUACUAUGGCAGCUCCAAUAGGUUUGGGUAUAUGGGCAGGUGUGUAUAUGUACAGUUCUAUCCUAUAGUUGUUUCCCUUUGCUAGUGCAGGAACAUACAACCCUUGAAUGCAACAAACAACACCAUACAAAAACACAGACUGAAGACUCAUGAUUUAUGAUAUCCGUUAAAACUGUUUGCUCUCCACUUACCUCUCGAAUUAUCUUUCGAUACGUUUGCUUUCAGAGGGACAUGCAAUAUGUACAUUUCAACUGAUCUGAUAAAAUAAGCACUUUUAUUUUCUGUAUUAUCUGUAAAAACAAAGAAAAAAACACAAACAACAAUAAAAAAUAAUGUAUAUGAAUUUUAGCUUGCAAGAUGUAGGUCUGAGAAGUGUAAAGUCCUAAAGAACAAAUGCAUGAUAUAUACAUUUUUAUGUAUUUUAAUUUUUAAAUCAAUUGUUUUUAUACAUCUAAAGAAAUGUUUGCACUUUUUUUACCUUGAAUGUGUAAUAAUGUUGUGUUGCUUGUAGGCACUUUACAGUAGAAUGUUUAUAUACACUACAUUAUCACCUUCUCAUGUUGCACUGGAAAUGUUGUAUUUAUCAUAAUGAUGAUGGUUUCAUCAGAUUAUGUAUGUACUGUAUGUAUAGUAAGACCUUUAAUAAGGAAAUACUUUGAACCACAUCACCUUAUCUUUAUGAAAAAUGAUUUUAACUACAGCAAACAAAGUUUUUCCUGGAUCAUUCAAGUUGGAGUGGAGUGUCAGAAGGUUGUAUAUACUGUACAGUAUUUAACAAAAUAAUAAUAAUCUGGAAUAUUGCCAGCCCUAUUCUAAAAUAAUUCAUAGUCUUCAAAAAUUGGUUUACAUUUACAUAAACAGCAAUAAUCUGACUAUGACAGUAAUCUGAAUGUGAAAUUAACAUGUAAAAUGCAUUUUCUGAUUUUUUUAAAUAUUAAAUAUUUAAAAUAGUCAGAAUAAGAUUGAUCUGAGAUGUGGAGUAUUUUAGUCAUAUUAUUUAUAAGACCUAAAAGUCACAUUAUAAAUCUCAAUCCAACUAUGACCCUAUGUAUUUUGCAUCAUGGAGCAGUUUGACUACUAGGCUUGACGACACAUUUUACCUUCCAAUGUUUGUGAACUUGUAAAAAUAAAAUAUAUAAUUACAAAAUAACAGUUAAACUGUAAAAAAAAAUAACUGUGCAUACACUAACAUUAUUCAAUAGCAGAGAUGUGUUAUACUGGAGGAACUUCAGAAACGAAUCUGGCUCCACAUACUGCAAACAUUGUGUUAACACCUCAACUGGAACAUCGUCCAAUUGUAGACAUUUAGAAACAGACCAAUAGUCAGACUAUUACAUCCCAUGUAAAUGUAGCUAAUGUCAGACAUGGAGUCCUUUAAAGAACUACAGGUGUCAGUUGAUUUACAACAUAAGUGCAAAUCUCAACUCAAAAUGACUAUAAAUUUGCCUUAAAUCAUGGCACAGGCUAAUUUUCCAAAUCACUUUUAUCAGUUUAGAACCUGCAGUUUCAACUCUAGCAAUAUGAAUACAAGAAGCUCCUACCUUCACAAGUUUGACUUUACUAUCCUGUGAAAAAAACAUGGUUUGUGAAAAACUAGCCCCUUAGGGGGAAUUUAAUUUCUGAAAUGUUUUGCCUUCCCUCUAAAUUAUUUUGGGUUUCAUCGCAAGAAAUUAACCAUGGUUCCCUUUUAAGUUGCUGAUGCUAUGGGAAGCUCCACCCAGGAGUGACAAUCUCUGAAGCCCUUUACAAUCGCGCCAAUUUAUUGGCAGAUGGUGCUUUGACGCUCAGCCCCUGACGUGCACAACAUCAUGAGCAUAUAGUGCGAAACAUGCCAUUUCAUCUGAAUUUUCUCUUUCAGGGUUGCGAUAUCUUUCACAGCGAGUGGGUUGUUUUCUACUUCCAUGUUGUGCUCCGACGAACAGACAAGAUUUCACUUCACCGUUCUUACUGGACACCGUGAGCGAGUGGAUCAGUUUCUGCUUCACUGCCAUGCUUCGACAAAUGGACGAGCCUUGCUUCGCUGUUGAUACUGCAGAGCUUCAGCAAGUGGAUUAUUUUGUACUUCCCUGUUGUGCUUCAAUGGAAAGUGUAUCCUUUAUCACACGCAUGUGAAAACGCUAUUGUUCUUGUUGUUGUGUUGUGUGUUUUACUGUACAAAAAGCACAUAAAAGAGCCGUUUUCUUAACAACAUCUUUUCCAAGAUGGUGUUUUGCAAAUGUCUCCAUAAGCAUAAAAACGAAGCGAUAUAUCCUGCUGUCUGGUAGGCUUGAGUACUGUUUUAUAUAAGUAGCACUUGUUAAGACUGACUGAUUUUCUGAACGCAUGAAACUCAAGAUGCUUCACUCUCAGCUCACUUUUGUUCAGAAAGCCGAAGUCGUUUCCCACUCUGCCUGCUAUACUCCUUAUGUGGCUUCCGAGGAACCGCACGAGGGAGGCACGUGAGGACAGAGAAUAGAGCAUGGAGAUUUGAGGAGGAUUAGUUGCUGGACCAGCCUUGCAUGCAUCCUCUCCUCCAUGUCAAGCAGCUCGCCCAUUCGGUACAAGUGCUAUGAUUGCCUGGGCAAAGCCCACGCUGACAAAGAGCUUGUCGAGAUCGUUUGCGUUCAUUGUGGGCACAUGAAACUCGAAGUGCUUUGCUCUUGGCUCGCUUUCAUUCUCAUACUCCUUCUGUGGCUCCUGAGGGACAUCCGGCUCGGGACUUGCAUCUCUCCAGUUUUCCAUCUAAAGCGACUUCACCUGCCCAGUACAGCCGUGAUGGGACGAUCAUGUUCGGCGGAGAUUAUGAUGAGGGGGGUGCUAUGUGGCUGAUGUUAUCCUUGCCAGGCUUGCAGUACUUGUUGAGAUUUAUUGUGUUCAUUGAAAGCUUAUGACACUCAAAGUGCUUCACUCACGGCUUGCCCCUGGGGAAGCUGUCGGCAGUCCCCUUUCCUCCAUAUAUCUAGUUAGGAAGGGAUAUAGAGCAGAGAGAUAUUAAGGGUGAUUGUCACCGGUUUAAGCCUGUGUCUCUCCUCAAUCUCCAGUGGCCUCGCACUGCGAUCAUUCACAGUGGUGAUGAUGUCAGGGAUAUCUUAUCGCUGGUCUUCAUUAGUGUGACAUGUACGCGUUCAGGUGUGUUGCUUACCGUAAUUUCCCCUAUGCAGGCAGGAAAAUGAUACAAAGCUGCCUCUGGGAUGGCAAUGCUUGAAGUUUCUCGCUUGAGCCUUACAAAAAAAAAAAGAAAAAAAGAAAGAAAAAUAACAACGGUAUUAACCGUGUUGGCUCUCCUCCUUGUUUUGCCACCGGUGCUUUUUUCCCAGAGCUACACGAACAGCUUAUUUUGAUUUGAUGUUCUCUCUAUUCAGUGAGAGUUUGGGUAUCUGGCACUAACACCUUUGCGGUGAUUGAUAAAUGCGCCACACCACGAAUUAGCGCUCAGGCCACCAAUGUCUUUGCCCAUGAAAUUGGCAGGUGUGCGGUCUGUAUAGUGACAUCGCUGGCUAUUUGUCAGGAAUUUGUUUCUCGCUUUCUCUGCCGUUGUGAGCUGGAAACAAUAAUGUGACAUUAAUGUGAGCUGUUUUUACCAUGCCAGAAUACUUCCAUGUCACAACACAAAGAUUUAAGGCAUGUCCAUGUCACCCAGCAGCCCUCUCACUUUGCCCACUGUCAUGAGCUGGGAACAAGUUUGCGGAGUAACACUGGUCACUUCAUUGCCUGUCUUGCUGUUAGCAACAUGCCAGUAGACUGCCAUGUCGCAACACAACGACUUAAGACGUACACAGUGUUUUUUUUCCAACCCUCAAAAGGGCCUGGGCAGAAAAAAACCCUCUGUGUCCCCAAUGGAGCCCUUUCUCAUUCCACGCCUUUGUAAGCCAGGAAUGAGCUGGCGGCAUGAUAAAGGUCAUUAUCACUGCUUCUUUUGCUGUUGUUGGUGACGUGUUAGAACAAUGCUAUGUCAGAACAUGGGGAUUUAAGGCAUGCACAGUGCUUUAUUCUGGUCUCAAGUAGGCCCAGUAAAGCAGCUCUCUCGCUUCCCUGCCAUCGACGAGUCAUAAGCGACUUCUGGUGUAUCACAGGUCAAUUUGAUGACUGUUUUUACUAUUGUUGGUGACGUGCCAGAAGGCUGCCAUUUCACAACACAAACAAAAGACCUCAUUGCAUAUGCAAGAGGCAUGCAUGCUUGUUAAACCCUCUGGCAUGCUCUAACUUUUCUCACCACUGUAUGCUGGGAACAAUAAUAUGAUCCCAGUCUUGUGACUGUUUUAUUGCCAUUGACACCACAGCACAAAUAACAUAUCUCGUUGCGGCUGCAGGGGCAUGUCAGCGUUGACAGUCACAGAAGAACCCCUGUGCCCAAUGUCAGCGUUUCCUGCUGGAUACUAAACACAGUCAAGCGGCUAAUACCAAGAAAGUACCAGCGUGCCACUGUGCUACAAGCCAGGCCCAACCCCAAACCCCCCCCCCCGACUUUUCGCUGAUUGGUGUUCUUCCUAUGGUGAGGACCCAGUAUGUUGCCCUGUGCAGACAAUACUCUACUUCUUGCAAGAGUGCUUGGAUGCUACUCGCUUUGGCUUUAGUAAAACGUGUCGGGGACCUUCAGGACUUGUGAAAAACCAUUCUCAACCCCAAAGUAGGUUAUGUGCCCAAAGUGCUGGUCACCCCAUUCAGGGCUCAGGUUGUAACCUUACAAGCUUUCUCUCCUCCUCCCUUGAGUCAGACGAGGCUAAGAAACUGCACGUGUUCUGUCCUCUGAGGGCAUUAUGCAUGUACAUUGACUGUACAAGCACCGUUAAUUUAUUUUAAUUGCUAACCAUAAUAAAACAGGUAAUAAAACAGGAAAACCAGUGAAACCAUAGUAAAUUGUGUGGUUGUGGUUUUACUAUUCAAAUACCAUAGUUGAACUAUAGUUACUGUAAUAAAACCAUGGUGAAAUGUUGUGGUAACUAUGGUUUUUACUACAAAUACCAUAGUUCAACUAUGGUUACUGUAGUAAAACCAUGGUUAAUUUAUUGCAAAGGAACACAAAACAUUUUUAUAAUUUAUUAUUUAAUAAUAAUAAUAAUAAUAAAAAUCCCUCUCUUACUAAGGCAGGGUUCUCUGUGGUACACAGAGGCAAAGUACCAUUGUGUCAAGAAAAUCCAAAUUAAUUUAAUAUUGGUCUAGUGUAGCAAUAAUGUACAUAAAGACAGAUACUAACUCAUUUACUAAUGUGUACAAACUCCAUACAUAAAAGUAGUGUGAUUUAAUGAAUGUGUUGAUAAGAUUUCUCAGGCCUCUGUCCAUGUAAUAAUCUCUGAGUUAACUGGAGUAUCUCCACUGUCCCACUGUUGGUUGAGCUCUCACAAAUCCUUAAACAAUUCUUUGAAAUUGAAAACAGUCAGUCAAUGAUGACUUUUACAAUGAAAUUAAUUUUCAAUGUUUUUGAAAAAACCUAUGUAAUUUUUAUUUGGGCUCAUUUUGUGAUGUCUCAUUUUAUUUAUUUAUUUUGCUUUUCUUUGUAUUCGAGGAAACAUCAAUACACAAUGAUAUAACAGCUCAUUAUAUAAACUGGAUUUACACACAUGACGACAGAAAUAAGUUUUCUUCCCUUAUUUUCAGAGUGCAAAAGAACAACUAACAACAACAACAACAACAAUAAAGCCCUACAUAGAAACAUUAUAGAACUGAAGAAUCCUUUCUGAGUGCAAAACCGAAGGAUUGUAGUGACAAAUACUUUGAUUUUAAAUGCGUGUGAUAUAAUCCAGGACAAGUCUGAUUCUGUUUUAAUCUGCUUUAAUUCACACUGUAGGAACAGAGUGCCUGCCCACUUUUUCAGUCAGCUUGGUUCCGGAAGUGUUUUUCCCAUACAUUUUUUUCCAUAGGGAUUUCAUAAAAUCCUUCAUACCAAAUGAACCAGAAAAACCAACAAAAAAGUAUUUAAAAAUCAGACAAAAAGAUAAAUGCACUUAACAUCUUUGAUUAGGGAAUGGACUACUAUCCCAUGAAGCAUUGCGAAUGACGUAAUUUAACUGAAAACAAUAGAAACAUUUUAAACUGUUGUUGUUUAUGAGUAUAGAAUCAAUAUAUUUGAAUUCUAUUUGAAAAUAUUCAGAUAUGUACAAAUAUAUAAGUGGCUGGAGAGUGUAUCAUGAAAGCUGGCAGUUGCUGCAGUGGUCUUUUGGCCUUUGUUGGCCAUGAUUCUCUCAUAGGUGGUCGUUUCCCUUCAGGAUCAUGAUUAUCCCCAACAGUAACACAAUUAUUGUCUUUACCAACCUGGAAAUGCCCAUCUCGAGGUUUCUGACCCAGAUCAGCUAUCAAACCUCAUUUAACCUCUACCUCUGAGGAUGUUCUGACCAAGGCUGGUGAAAUCAAGUCCCAAAAAUUCAAUAUUUGGCUAGUUUCUAGGAGAGGCAAAAAACAAACAAACAACGACAGCAACAACUGAACUUUCCCUUUAAGUAUUCACACCCUUUAUGAUUUUUACUUUUUUUUACUGUCAUUUAAACACAUUUUUCAAUACCAAGAACAAUUUUUCCAAUCUCUUCAUACAAGUUGCCUUUUCCAACAUACAGCUUGACACAUCAAUUAAAAAACCACCAAAACACUUUAUAUUAUUGUCUAUACUUUAUACAUGUUUAUACAUGUUAUACAGUACAAGAUCACUGGAAGCAGGGUUUGAAAUGAACUUUUUGACUCACCGGCCACUGUGGCUAGUAUUUAACAAGGUCACUAGCCACUUAGCAUUUUCACAAGCCAAAAUCACACACCUCGCAAAAAGUGAUGAAGGUAACUGGAGACUACAACCGCGUGCAUUUUUUUUGUUUUUUUUUUGGACAUUUUAUUUAAACAAGAAUGAUGUGAGUUCAGCAGGACACAAGUUUAAUGGUUUAAGUAACCUAAAUUAUACAAAGCCAAACGCCAGUUAGAACAGAUGUAGGAUAGAACAGGAGGAAAAUUUGUCAAAAACAUGUCCAUACUGUAAUUCAUGGAAGUUUCAACCCCUUCAAAUUGUACAUGCCUAUGAAAGUUUACCAUUGUUCUAGCAUUGUUUAACAGUGUAAUUUGUAAUGACAAUGCUAUAAGGUAAGACCAUGGGUGGCUUCACAUUACUGUGUGAUGGGUUAAUGUUGAUAGUCUUUUCUAAAAAAACAACAACUAGUGUUUGUUAUGAAAAAGCUAAUAGCUACAUAACUACAACUUUCAAAGCUGAAGCCUUAUAAAAAUAAAGUCUAAUAGAUUCAACCUUAUAGAUAUAAUAUUAAUCAUUCAAGUUACCAGUUAGUGUUACUGCAUAAUUUUAUUUUUUUAAAUUUUAGUAAGGAUGAUGAUGUGUAUUUUAAAAACUGAUGAUGUAUUUGUCUCCUCUUUACCUCGUCAGUGCUGUUUAUAAUGUAUGUGCUGCAUAGGAGUUUGAGAGGUUUGACUUCCUCCAUACAACGCUUUAUACUAGAAUGUUCUCUGUAGAAUUCAGAUGGGUCACAUAAGUUUUGUGUUUUCCACCGGCCGCCGCUAUAUCGAGUGAAGUGUGACUGAAUCAUGCAAGUUUUGCUCUGCACUGUUCCAAAGCUCUGGCGAUCUUCUCUCUGGGGCACACUGUGUGCGCUGCGGCAGUUCACCAAAAGCACGCUUCAUUCAUUAAGUUAUGAGAGGCAUGAAUACAAUUAUAUUAUCUUCGGCAGCAGCUCCGAGUUGCUCGACAUUCACAAAAUGUUCAAUGCAGGAAAAACCCUGAAAAAAAUGUCACCCUCCAAAGUGGCGAGUAAGAGUGACUGAGUUACCCGCCACAGCCGCACAGUUACCCGCAUUUGGCGGGUUGGCAGGUGUUAAUUUCAAACCCUGAUUGGAAGUUUUUUUUUUUUUUCUGAAGUAUCUUAGAUUUUUUACAGAAAACAAAAUUACAUUACAAAACAUAAAUUUCCUCUUUAUCGUGUCACAUGCACUGCAGUGCGUUACACAAAGGUGGAAAGUAACAAAUUACAACUACUCGUUACAGUACUUGAGUGCAUUUUAAACUUUUUUUUCUUUAGAUUUAUACUUUUACUUGUUUAUUAAAAAUGAAAUGUUCAACUUGGGUAUAUUUAUUUUUAACCACAGUUACAAAGUACUGUAUAUACAGUAUAUAGAGGCUAUAUACUGUAUCUAUAAGAAUGUUCGGCAAGUUAAAAGCGCUGAAUAUGCUAACUGAAAUAAGCUUCUGCAUUUCUGGCGGCUCAGAACACAAAACUUAUUGUGAUCCAUUUGAAUUCUACUGAGAAUGCUUAAAGUGGUAUGGAGGACAUCAAACAUCUGAAACGGCUAGACAACCUUGACAUUCUAAACAGCACUGACGAAGAUAGAGAAAACAACACUUUCCAUCAACACAGAAGCGAAACAAGAAGGCAAGCAAACCAAGCAAUUGCUUGGGGCCCCCUUUCAAAGGGGAGUUGGAUGAUGUUCAUUUGUCAUAGGCUUAAUUAAAGGCUAAAGCUUCCCUGAUGUUCAUGUCAUAUGACUGACAUAUUGUCUUGGUGUAAAACCAAUGGAUUAAAGAUUAUAGCUAUGAAAAUAAAUUUUGUUAGCUAUUGUAUAUUUUUUUCCUGAUAUAGUAGUCAUGUCAUUGCACAAUUCCCCUAUAAGUAAUCCAUUCAACUGCCUCGUACAGGAACCCCACACCUCCCCCAUCACAGAGUUCUUACCUAUUGCACUUGGCUAUCAAACACUGUCAGAUAGCUUGUAAAAAUAGACAUUUACCAAAUAGUUAGCUACUCACACAUUAUUGAAUGGAUUAGCCUACCUCAGUGACAAUAAUUAAAUAAAUAAAUAAUACGACACUACGAAAGUGGUGCAGCAAAGUGUAAAAAAGUCACUGAAGCCCCUGAGAUAAUGGUGAGUCUGCCAAAACUUAGUGUUGUCAAGGAGGUGAUGUUGAAACAUCAGUGGACAGCACAUCACCCACUCUGAUGCCGGCUGCACCAGCCAUGCAUAAGUUACAAAUUAGACUAGUUAUAGCGUAUAUGGGCACUAAGUUACAAUUUACGAACUACUAAAUAUUUGAGCUUUGGACCAUUACAAUUUUACGAAAUGUAACCCUAUGUAUAAACUUACAGUUUUUACAAUUGGUUACAUGCUUUUCCUAAUACCUAGUAUACAUUUCAAAACUCCUCAUAAUUUCAACACAACAUCAGUGUCUGUGAACUGAACUGUGGAUCAUCUUGUCAAUGCUUUGAUACAAAAAGCAUUUAUUGACAACAUCUUUCAAUAUUCAUGAAAUCUUUUCAAAAACGCAACCAUCAGACAUACUGUGUUUAUCUACAAGCCAGUUUUGCUCACAUUUACAUACUGUUAUGACCCUGACCUUCCCCACUCUGUCCUAGGUGGCAGUGUGGGAUAGAUUCUGGUUGGCUGGGCAAGUAAUUAAUUGAUUUAAUUAGGGGUUGUGUUGUAUAAAAGUGUAACCCUUUUCUUCAUCUCUCUACUCUCUCUUUGUGGGUAGGAUCACCUCUCCAGAGAAGUCACCUUUACCACUCUCUGCUCGAUACUCACCUGCGGUUACCAGCUCUAUGUGAUGAUGUUCUUUUUGUUUUAACUCCAAGAUAUUUUUCUGUUAUUAGGUUAAUUUGAAUUCAUUUACAAUAAAAUCAUAUCUAUUAAUUGCAUUUUGUGUCUUACUCCCCUUUAUGUUGUGGUCUUAAAUGAGCUGGCCAUAACAAUAUAUAAACAAUGUAUAACAAUGUAUAAAACCUAAUACAGUAAAAGCAGCCGAUUUCUCUUUUAGUUGAUGUCCAAAUCAGCUUUGCUUUAUCAAUGUUACCAUCUGUACAAAAAGAGGCCAACUUUGUAAUGAUUGUGUUGUGCAAACAUGGCUGUCAGAGAAGAAGACUGGAUGAACAAAAAAGCAAAAGAGGAGUGCAGA
Myxocyprinus asiaticus (Chinese sucker) is the source of this 14134-nucleotide messenger RNA. RefSeq names its product mitogen-activated protein kinase kinase kinase 12 (gene map3k12). Lineage: Eukaryota; Metazoa; Chordata; Actinopteri; Cypriniformes; Catostomidae. Bases 736 to 3441 code for a protein of 901 amino acids. The record is from RefSeq and is a predicted model, not a curated record. The transcript has 14 exons. Gene Ontology annotation, molecular function: ATP binding; JUN kinase kinase kinase activity. Gene Ontology annotation, biological process: JNK cascade; protein autophosphorylation.